AUUACCUAUAUAAUAAUUAAAUAAUGAAAUAAUUAUUUGUAAUCUAUUGAUCUGGAUUUUAUUUUCUAGAGAUCUUUAAUAAUAAUUCUCAGAUUCCAUAUUCACUUCUUAUGUUUUGGGGACUCUCAAAUUUAAUCAUCAACUCCUCCUCCAAUCCCAUUCAAGGCCCCAAAACUAAAUUAUGUUCUUCAUUGAGAGAGCCUUGCUCCUAUUGUGAAUCCUCCACAAUUCUUAACACUCAAUUCAACCCUUUCCCUGGGAUUCCAAAGUUAAACGAGUAUAUUUCCACAAUUUCACAUGAAUAUUUUUCUGAGAUCGUUGAUAAUUUUAUUGAGAAACAAAACGAGAUCAUGAAGUCUCAACUUAAUGAAUUGAGGUUCAACUUCUCACUUUUACCUGGUCCAGUGAAUCAACUGUUCAACAAGAAACCAGAAGGAAUAAGUAGAAUUAAUAAAGAGAUUGGAAACUUUGUUCACUGUAUCAGGAAAAGGAGCCAGAAGGACUUGAGAGAAUCUUUAAAGAAAAUUCAGAAAACAACCAUAAAGGAAAUUGUUACAGAAGUAGAUAACCUGUAUAACAAAAUUAACAUAGCAAGGAAGGCCUCUUUCAUAAGUUUAUCAGAUGUGUUUGGGGAGUUAAAUUGCCUGAAAAUUUUCAGAAACGUUAAAAUGUGCUGUAUUCUUCAAUAUUUGAAGGGUGAAAGCAACGUUCCAAUUUACCAAAUAAUCUCCAAUAAUACAACAAUUAAUUUAAGGGAAUGUUCAGACUACGAGAAAAUAGCUGAUGAUUUUUCUAAACUUUAUGAAAUGGUCUGGAGUCAAAACGAAGAUGUAUGUGAUGGAAUUAUCGAAUUUUGAACGAAUUGUAAAAAUAUAAAUUAUAGUAAU
This is a messenger RNA of Theileria parva strain Muguga, 887 nucleotides long. RefSeq lists its product as uncharacterized. The record is from RefSeq and is a predicted model, not a curated record. The transcript has 5 exons. Lineage: Eukaryota; Apicomplexa; Aconoidasida; Piroplasmida; Theileriidae. Bases 111 to 857 code for a protein of 248 amino acids.